Messenger RNA from Polistes dominula (European paper wasp), 2325 nucleotides. RefSeq names its product odorant receptor 10. Lineage: Eukaryota; Metazoa; Arthropoda; Insecta; Hymenoptera; Vespidae. Gene Ontology annotation, molecular function: odorant binding; olfactory receptor activity. Gene Ontology annotation, biological process: detection of chemical stimulus involved in sensory perception of smell; sensory perception of smell. The record is from RefSeq and is a predicted model, not a curated record. Gene Ontology annotation, cellular component: plasma membrane.
UUUAAUGUCACAUUAUAAUAUUAAAAAUAUAAAAUAGGCAAAAACAGCAAGAAAAGAAAAUAAUCUUUGAUUAAUAUCAAUACUAACAUUUGAUAUUGCACAGAAAAUUCGUUCACCAUAAAUUUAAAUAUUUAGCUUAUGAUGAUGAAGAAAAAUAAUUAAAAUAAUUUAUAGAAUAAUAGUUUAUCAUACUAAUUAAAAAGUUCCUUUUUUUACGAUCGUUUUUCUACGAACGAAAGCUAAGUAACACUGUUAUAAGACAUUGAAAUUUUUCCAACGAGUUAUUGUCUAACGUCUAUACACGCCUGUGCGAGAUAAAUUAAUUAUAGAUUGUUAAAAUGAUCGAUUUGACAGUUAAUUUCAUAAAAAAUUAAUAGAAUAUUCAAUAUAUCCGAGAAAUGAAAAGGAGAAAAUGUAAACUGGAGAAUUUGCUCAGCUAUAAUUACAUGUUUCUAACAGCGUGCUUCUUAGAAACAACAUGCAAUUAAAAAGGAAAUGUCACAAUGAAGAAAAUGAAAGAAAAAAAAAGACUUAACGAAGAAAAGAAAGGUUCAUUAAAUUUGCAAUAACACUUUAUACGUCAGAUUCUUGAAAAAUACGUGACUAUUAUUUCUUCAAUAAGAUGGAAAAGAGGGUUUAAAUAUUUGAAUAGGAUACAUGCCCGAUUCUUUCUUCGUCACUUUUCUAACUUCUCUCCUAGUUCAGAAUGUUUCACGCCUUCUUAACAACCCUAUGGAUAUUUUCGAUCUUCCCUACUAUAGGGUUAGUAAACUUUUUUUAUCAAUGAUAGGUCAGUGGCCUGAUCAAAAUCCUAAUGUUCGUUUAUUUUCUUUAUGUUUUGUUACUUCUUUAACCACUUCUAUUAUUAUCACUGAGAUUUUAUUAUUAUAUUCUUCUAAGGGAGAUUUCGAAUUUAUGGCCGAUGCUAUUGCAGGAAUAUCACUUAUGUCAACUCUUUCUAUCAAAUGUCACGCGUGUUACUUCGGUGGUAAUAAGAUAAAAAAUCUUUUAAAUAAGAUCGAAGACGAAUGGAAAUUAUGGAAAACAAAAGAAGAAAUAACCAUAAUGAAAAAAUAUGCCAAAGAAGGAAGAUUAUAUUCGAUAGGAUACAUAAUAUACAUCUACACAACUGUGAUAUUAAGUUUUUCGAUAUCGUUUCUACCAAAAAUCGUCGAUUUAAUUUUACCAUUAAACGAAUCCCGUCCAUUGCAACAUGUAAUUAUGAAUGAAUACUUUGUCGAUCCACAAGAAUACUUUUAUCCAAUUUAUUUUCACAUGACUUUGACUAUUAUGAUUGGUAUUACGUGUUUUCUCGCUAACGAUACCAUUUUUUUGGUUUUUACUUCUCACGUUUGCGGUUUAUUUGCGACUGUCGGAUAUAGAUUAGAACAUUUGUUAAAGGAAAAUAAUUAUGAAAAAAUGUCUCCAAAUCGUCGACGCAAAGAAUGUAUUCGAAGUGUCGUGCUUCUAAUUGGUGCACACAAAAGAGCUGUCGAGUUAGUAUUUGCUGAUAUUAUGGAAUCAUAUUUUUCAUUGCCAUCGUUAUUAAUAACAGGAAUGAAUAUAAUUUGUUUGAGCGUUUCUCUUUUACGCGUAGCAGAAUUAAUGGGAAAAUCAGCAGAAGUAUUUAAAUUUGCGGCAUUUACAUUGGCACAACUUUUCCAUGUUUAUUGCAUUAGUUUUGUCGGUCAAAGAAUAAUCGAUCAUAGUAGUGAUAUUUAUUUUAAAGCAUAUAGCGGAUUAUGGUACGAUGCUCCAAUGAUAGUACGUAAAAUGAUAUUAUUUAUUAUUCGAAGAAGCCUAAGACCAUCUAAUUUAACCGCAGGAAAAAUAUUCGUAUUUUGUUUAGAAACAUUUUCGAUGGUCGUGCAAACAUCCACCUCAUACUUUAUGGUCCUUUCGUCGAUGCAAUAAGCUCGCGAUUAGGUUUCCUGAAGUUGAAAAUAUAUUAAAUAUACAUAUUACAUAUAUAGAUAACUAAAUGACGAAUAAAAGGUAAAAGUCGAAAAUGCAAUUUACAUAUUUGGUAAAAAGGUUUUAUAGAUGAUAUACAUAGAAGGUAUAAGAUCGAUAUAAAGGUAUGUUACUACAUGAUAGAAUUACUUAAAUAACUAUUGGACAUAGCACAAGGUUGACCGAUAAAUUUCUGUAUUUUAUUAUUAUUAUUAGUAUUAUUAUUAUUAAUAAUAUUAUUCUUUUUUGUUUUAAUAUAUGAUUCAAAAAAUCGCUCACGCGAGUCUUUUUGUUUUCCGAGAGAGAGAUAGAGAGAGAGAGAGAGAGAGAGAGAGAGAGAGAGAUAGAGAUAGAGAUAGAGAUAGAGAUAGA